UCUAAAACCAACACGCAAUAAAAUAACUACCACAAUUUAUUUAUAACCACUAUAUAAAGUUGCUCAAUUUCAAUUUGCAUCUUUAUAAACUACCCGCUCAAGAAGAAAAAUUCCGAAUCUUCUUUGGGUUUGUUUUUCAUUCCAUAAUAGUUCAAAAAAAUUAUGGGAUCAGAAACUGAAAGUAAUCAGCACCAUGAACUGAAUCAACUUGUUCAUGUGUUCAUGAUCUCUUUCCCUGGUCAAGGCCACAUUAAUCCACUUCUUAGGCUUGGUAAGAUGAUUGCAUCUAAAGGUCUUUUGGUCACUUUCACUACCACUGAAAAUUUCGGCCAAGGAAUCCGGGGCUCCAACGAUGCUGUAUCGGAUCAACCCGUACCCAUUGGGGACGGGUUCAUCCGAUUUGAAUUCUUCGACGACGAAUGGCCCGAUGGCGACCCGAGGAAGCAUGAUAUGGAUCAAUACCUCCCUCAGCUUGAAGCUGUGGGUCGCCGUUGGGUACCCGAGCGACUAGCCGGGCUGGCCCGAGAGGGCCGGCCCGUUUCUUGCUUAAUUAAUAACCCAUUUCUUCCUUGGGUUUCUGACGUGGCAGAGGAGUUGGGUUUACAUAGCGCGAUGCUAUGGCCCCAAUCAUGUGCUUGUUUCCUUGCCUACUAUUGCUUCCACCACAACUUAAUUCCCUUCCCUACCGAAAAUACCCUCGAAAUCGACGUCGAAAUCCCAACUCUACCCCUACUUAAAUGGGACGAGAUCCCCACUUUCCUCCACCCGACCACGCCUUAUGCUUUCCUCAAGAGGGCAAUUUUGGCACAAUACAACAACCUCUCGAAGCCCUUCUGUAUCCUCAUGGACACCUUCUACGAGCUCGAGCGGGCGACGGUCGAUCACACCGUCGCCCUCCUAGCUCGCAGCCCGAUCAGGCCCGAUAUCAGGCCCGUCGGGCCGCUCUUCAAAAAGGUCGUACCCGGCGGGGCCCGUGUCCGGGCCGACCCGCUGAGGCCCGAUCGGGACUGUUUGGAGUGGCUCGACGGGAGGCCCGAGGGGUCCGUGGUGUACAUAUCGUUCGGGACCGUGGUGUUUCCGAAGCAGGAGCAGGUGGAUGAGAUCGCGGCAGGGAUCGAGGCAGCUGGGGUUUCAUUCUUGUGGGUGAUGAAGCCGCCUUUGAAGGAAUCCGGGCUUAGCCCGCAUUCUCUACCCGAUGGAUUCUUGGAUAGAGUUGGCGAUAAUGGCAAGGUGGUCCAAUUUGCCCCACAAGAGCAAGUACUAGCACACUCAUCCGUGGCUUGUUUCGUGACACAUUGUGGAUGGAACUCGACAAUGGAAUCACUCUCCUGCGGAGUACCAGUGGUUGCAUUUCCAUCAUGGGGUGAUCAAGUGACAGACGCAAAAUUCCUUUGUGAUGUUUUCAAGACAGGUAUACAACUAACUAGAGGUGAACAUGAGAGGAGGAUUAUCUCUAGGGACGAAGUCGAAAAAUGCUUAAGAGAAGCCACAUUGGGGCCUAAGGCAUUAGAAAUGAAGAAAAAUGCUCUCAAAUGGAAGGCUUUAGCCGACGAGGCAGUAGCCGAUGGCGGUUCUUCUGACAUGAAUAUCGAGUGUUUCGUCGAUGAAGUCCGCAAGAGGAGUGAAAAUGUCGCGACUAUGGCUAAGACGAUGGCGAAUGGUUUAUCUAUUAAAGAGAAUGGACACUAAGUACUCUCAAAAUGUUUGUUUGCUUAGAUAUAAGAAGAAAUAAUUAUAAUGAGGCCUGUUAAUUAUUUGGCUGCUUUUUUUUUAAUGUGUAGGGUCGAUUUAUAGUUUUUUCUAUACCUUAGCAUAUAUUGUGUUGGACCAUUUUGGUCUUUGGAGUUCUUUAUACUUUAAUUCGGCCCCUAGAAUCAAGAAUGUGUGUGUUAUGGCUUUUUUAGGAUUUAGGAUAGGAAAAUUCCUUAUUCCCCCCUCAAAAAUCCAUGUCGUCACUUUCGUGAGAAAUAACUGGAGAAAUCCUGAUUACUUUUUCUCAUUUUCUUUGUACUUUUUAAUAUUCUUCUUACUGUGUAAAGAUGCCUAAUAUUGUUUAUUAAUUUGAUUCAGAUUUUUGCUUUA
Messenger RNA from Beta vulgaris subsp. vulgaris (sugar beet), 2082 nucleotides. RefSeq names its product gallate 1-beta-glucosyltransferase 84A23. Gene Ontology annotation, molecular function: UDP-glycosyltransferase activity. NCBI's taxonomy places the organism in Eukaryota, Viridiplantae, Streptophyta, Magnoliopsida, Caryophyllales, Amaranthaceae. The record is from RefSeq and is a predicted model, not a curated record. The transcript has 2 exons. Bases 163 to 1689 code for a protein of 508 amino acids.